ACAAAACUCUCGUAUAAUAUUAUCCCUUUUGAAUUUUAAACCUCAUGCUCGUGAAAAUGUUCACUAAAUUUCUACCACUUGUAUCUGUCCUCUUACUAGGAGCUUUUGUUGGUGCCAGGAAAUUGUCAAACGAAAAUGUUUCUCUUGUUGCGGCAAAUGUGACCACGUCUGAUUACCAAGGCGCGAUAGAUGACAAUGGUAAUAUUGGAGGAUUUGCUGCAGAUAAUGGAACUACAGGUGACACUGGGCUUGGUAUAGGAGGAUCCAUUAGUGGGGGAGCUGGAGCUGGAAUAGGAGGGAAGUUAGGUAUUGGGGUGGGGCCCAUUGGUGCAGGGGUUGAAGGUGGUGUUGGGGUUGGGGUUGGUGCUGGUAUUAGAGCAGGUGUUGGUGCUGGCGGCAUGGGUGGGGGCGGCGGCAGUGGCGGCGGCCUUAGCGGAGGAGGAGGCACCGGGCUUGGUGGCGGAUCAACUGGUGGAGGAUUCGGCGGCGGAUGGCCAUGAUUCUUGAUGGAAAAUUAGUAAACCAGUUAAUUAGCAGUGGCGUUAAAGCUAUUGUAUUAUUACCCGGCCCGCUUGCGUUUUGAUUUCAUGUUAUGCUGCUAAGGUUUAGGAGAUCUAUGAGUACGUAGAAUGUAAUGUCGUG
This is a messenger RNA of Nicotiana attenuata, 642 nucleotides long. Its product is annotated as glycine-rich protein 5-like. Lineage: Eukaryota; Viridiplantae; Streptophyta; Magnoliopsida; Solanales; Solanaceae. The coding region runs from base 45 to 500 and encodes 151 amino acids. The record is from RefSeq and is a predicted model, not a curated record. The transcript is spliced from 2 exons.